GAAUUACUAGAAACACUGAUCUAUACAUUUAUUCUCUUCCAUCUCUGCAGACAAAAAUGACUUCUACAAACAAUCUGGCCAAGACUGUAAUGAUUUUAUAUGCCUUAUGUCUUUUUACCAACUCUGAUGGUAGACCAAUGAUGAAGAGAUCAGUGAGUGAGAUGCAAUUAAUGCAUAACUUUGGAGAACAUCGGCACACUGUGGAGAGACAGGACUGGCUUCAGAUGAAGCUGCAAGAUGUGCACAGUGCCCUUGAGGACGCCAGGACCCAGAGGCCUCGAAACAAGGAGGAUAUUGUCCUGGGGGAGAUAAGAAACCGGAGGCUGCUCCCUGAGCAUUUGCGGGCAGCAAUGCAGAAGAAAUCCAUUGACCUGGACAAAUCUUACAUGAACGUAGUCUUUAAAACUAAGGCAUAA
This is a messenger RNA of Coturnix japonica (Japanese quail), 416 nucleotides long. RefSeq names its product parathyroid hormone (gene PTH). Gene Ontology annotation, cellular component: extracellular region. Lineage: Eukaryota; Metazoa; Chordata; Aves; Galliformes; Phasianidae. Gene Ontology annotation, biological process: intracellular calcium ion homeostasis; cell-cell signaling. The record is from RefSeq and is a predicted model, not a curated record. Gene Ontology annotation, molecular function: hormone activity; parathyroid hormone receptor binding.